CUUUUUUAUUUUAUGGUGAAACUCUUGGCUGCUCUCCCUAUGGUGCUUUCUUCACUCUGGAAUGCAGAAGAAGCAAGACUGGAGCUCCAGUUGAGAGCUGGGGAAGCUGGAGACCUCCUGCAGGACAUCUGGUGCUCAGUACAGACUCACAGCGCUCCACUUGGGGACGAGCUAUGGAUGUCUGUAUCCAGAUUCCUCAUUCCUUGGAUGAGGUUUCUGGCACAACUAUUAGGGUGUUUGGCCAUCCCAUCACCAGAGUAGGGCACCAGAAGUUUCAGGACGUGCUUAGGCAGAGAAGUUGCAAGCCAUGAGUUCCAAACAGCAGUUUGUCAAACUAAAUGAUGGCCACUUCAUUCCUGCUCUGGGUUUUGGCACCUAUAAACCCCAAGAGGUUCCCAAGAGUAAGUCACUGGAAGCUGCAAACCUAGCUAUAGGUGUUGGGUACCGCCAUAUUGAUACUGCUUUUGCAUAUCAAAUAGAAGAGGAGGUUGGACAGGCGAUUCAAAGCAAAAUUAAAGCUGGCAUUAUAAAGAGAGAAGACAUGUUCAUCACUACAAAGCUUUGGUGCACUUAUUUUCGGCCAGAGCUGGUCCAGUCUAAUUUGGAAAAAUCACUGAAAAGACUUCAACUGGACUAUGUCGAUCUUUACCUUAUGCAUUACCCAGUGCCGAUGAAACCAGGGGAUGAUGAUUUUCCAAAAGAUGACCAAGGGAAAGUACUACUGGACACAGUGGAUUUCUGUGUCACGUGGGAGGCAUUGGAGAAGUGUAAGGAUGCAGGAUUGGUCAAGUCUAUUGGGGUGUCCAACUUUAACCACAAGCAGUUAGAGAGAAUCCUGAAUAAGCCAGGACUUAAGUACAAGCCUGUCUGCAAUCAGGUUGAAUGUCAUCUUUAUUUAAACCAGAGUAAGCUGCUGGAUUACUGUAAAUCAAAAGACAUUGUUCUCGUUGCUUAUGGUGCUCUGGGAACCCAACGAUAUAAAGAAUGGGUGGACCAGAACUCUCCAGUUCUCUUGAAUGAUCCAGUUCUUUGUGAUGUGGCCAAAAAGAACAAGCGAAGCCCUGCCCUGAUUGCACUUCGAUACCUGCUUCAGCGUGGGGUUGUGCCCCUGGCCCAGAGUUUCAAAGAAAAUGAGAUGAAAGAGAAUUUGCAGGUUUUUGAAUUCCAGCUGUCUCCGGAGGAUAUGAAAACCCUAGAUGGCCUGAACAAAAAUUUUCGAUAUAUUGCAGCUGACUUUCUUGUUGGCCAUCCUGAAUAUCCGUUUUCUGAGGAAUAUUAACAUGAAGACUUUGUCAUGACUCUGACUCUGACUGAAGUUAUGGCACAGUGUGUGGACAGUGAUGUUGGUGAUUUGACUCAGAUGCUGUUUGGUGGAUGCCUCAUUUCCAGUCAAUCUAGGCUGCUUAGCAACUCUCACAUUCAGCUGAAACUCCGUCUAACAGUCUUGAAAAAAGGGGAUUUAAUAUUCAUGAUGCUUCAAAAUAAAUAUAACAUGUUCUCCUCAAAAGAUA
This is a messenger RNA of Peromyscus leucopus (white-footed mouse), 1511 nucleotides long. RefSeq names its product aldo-keto reductase family 1 member C13. The record is from RefSeq and is a predicted model, not a curated record. Gene Ontology annotation, biological process: steroid metabolic process. Gene Ontology annotation, cellular component: cytosol. The coding region runs from base 308 to 1279 and encodes 323 amino acids. The transcript is spliced from 12 exons. Gene Ontology annotation, molecular function: ketosteroid monooxygenase activity; steroid dehydrogenase activity; aldose reductase (NADPH) activity. NCBI's taxonomy places the organism in Eukaryota, Metazoa, Chordata, Mammalia, Rodentia, Cricetidae.